AUGGCAGCCCGCAAGACGGACGACAUCGACAGCACUUCAUCCAACGAUCCCGCAGACCUAGCUCAGGCCUACCGCGAUCUUGCCAGAGGCGAACAAACUGCCGCAGCGCUAGAAUCCAACCUGUCCAAUCUAGAGAAUAAGCUGGAUGCCAUGUUGGCAGCUCUCGAAUCAAUGACGAAUGAUCACAGCAGCAGCAGCAUCAGCGGCGCCAAGGACAAGGCGGAAAACGAAAAGGCAUCAUGA
Messenger RNA from Geosmithia morbida, 243 nucleotides. RefSeq lists its product as uncharacterized. Lineage: Eukaryota; Fungi; Ascomycota; Sordariomycetes; Hypocreales; Bionectriaceae. The transcript is spliced from 3 exons. The record is from RefSeq and is a predicted model, not a curated record. The coding region runs from base 1 to 243 and encodes 80 amino acids.